AUGAUGAGCUUUACUACAGUAACAGCUUCACUUCUCUGCAGCCUCAGCUGGAUCUCCGUCUCAGUUUCUAAGUCUUGGAAUGUGGAGGUUCAGCCUGGGGAAGACGUCACUCUGCUGUGUUCCAACUUUUCCAGUACCCCCUCUCAGAUAUAUUGGUUCAGAGCGGUCCAGAGAUCCCAGCCCCGCUGUGUCUCCUUCAUGUUCGAGGCUCCUGAGCCUGCUAGACUCUGUGAUGGAUUUCAAAAUGGAAAAUUUGAAAUGACAUCCGACAUAUCUACUGUUUUCCUCAAAAUCAAACAAGUGAAUUCAUCCGACUCUGGGCUGUAUUUCUGUGGAUAUAUCAUAACAAAAAACCCGGUAAUUGUCGAUGCGACAUAUUUAGAGGUUCAAGCAGAGUCUGAUGGAACAGCAAAGCUGAUGAGUUUGAUCCUGGGAGCUCUGACUGUUCUCCUCUUAAUGGUCAUCAUUGGUCUGGUUGUUACAAUCAGGAAACUUCAGAAAGCUGCCAAUGAAGAACAGAAUCCACAACAGCCUGAGAACUGGGCCUCUGAAGAGCUGAACUACGCAGCUGUGGCUUUCCGUCCAAAAACAAGAAAAACAAGAGAAGUGGAGCCCAAUGUUGUGUAUGCUUCUACUAGAUGGACUCAGGAAGCAACGAGAAAAGCUGUUUAG
Molecule: messenger RNA, 672 nt
Organism: Perca flavescens (yellow perch)
Lineage: Eukaryota; Metazoa; Chordata; Actinopteri; Perciformes; Percidae
Product: immunoglobulin superfamily member 6-like
Exons: 5
Coding region: 1-672 (223 amino acids)
Biological process (GO): response to bacterium
Source: RefSeq, a predicted model, not a curated record